AUCACUUUAGGAAAAGUUGGUCAUCAGUUCUUCCAGAACAAGCAUGUAGUUGUCAGUACCAUUCCUUUUCAACAUCUCCGAAUCACUGUAAAUCCCCCUAACAUCCAGGACAAAGGCAGUGAGAGCUGUUCGGCAUUACCUUCUUCCACUAGUAAUCUUGAAUCAGAUGUUUCGAGCCAACACCGUGAAACUUCUUUUAAAGAAAAGAAGAAGAGAAAUAGGUGUCAGAUGUGUCGUAAGAAGGUUGGACUUACAGGUUUCUAUUGUCGAUGUGGUGGACUUUUCUGCAGUGUACACAGAUAUUCAGAUGAACACAGUUGUACGUUUGACUAUAAAAUGAUGGGUGCUGAGGAAAUCAGAAAAAAUAACCCUAUUGUAGUUGGAGAAAAAGUCCAAAAGUUAUGAAAGGGUGGGUGUACGAAACUGAGUCAAGAUCGGUGAAAAUUCUAGAACUAUACAUCAAGGCUCUUUUUCAGUAUGCAUCCUGACCUGCAGUCAUGUGCAAAUGUUUGAAAUUAUCACAUACAUAAGAAUCAUUAUGUGGACAAAUUCAAAGUUGUACUUUAAACUGCUGACACUAGAAAAAUUCAUUAACAGGGUGUAUUAUUUCCACCGUACGUAUAUAAAUAUGAUUUGUAUGUUCAUUAGAAACUCGUACACGUCUAUUAAUACUGCAUCUACGAGAAAGAUGAAACAAGCUUAAUAUUUUAUGCUUCUUUUGAACUCAUAGUUGCUCAUGUAUUAUACACUUUAUAACAAUGGAGUGGAUAUGUUAAACCUUUGACUCCACAGCGUUUGUGACAUUAUUUCUAUGCAGGUUGACAUUUUAUGACAACGAUACUAAGUGAAUUUACUCAGAAAUGUAGUCCUCAGAGUGACAACUUUGUAUGUUAGGUUACACUAUUAUGUAAAGGGUGGAGUGUGUAGUUAAUUGUCUAAAGUUUCUCAGCUGGAAGCGAGUGUUUGUAAGAAAUACCUCAAAUUUUAUUAUACUGUACAAACAUUAAUAUUUCUACCGAUAGCGUACACCAUUCUAAGAGUAUUUUAAAUGGUAAUGAAAGACAUGCUUUACUAAGAAUAGUAACCUAAGUUGAAACACUACUGACUACACGAGCAGUGAAAGAUAGAUAUACAGUUUCAAGUGUUUAAUGUUAUCAGGAAUGUGUUUCUUUUUAUUAGAUUCAUGUAACUACUUUUUUAUUUGUUAGUUCUGUUAAUAAAGGUGAAACCUAACGGUGAAUAGUGGCACAAAAAAGUACACAAGUUAAACAGUUUUCGAUAUACUUAACGAGUUCAAUUUUCCGUUUCUUUCCCACAAAAUGGUGCUCGUUUAACUAGGAAAAGUUAAGUUACUUAUUUUUCUAUUUCCUGUAAAUGUUUUGAUUGUGAAAACUGCUUACCAAGAAUCUUGUUUGUAGAGCAUUUUAAACAAGAGUUCCGUUAUGUUGGCAAAUCUAAGUUUGACAGUUCAUGUGUCUGUAAUCACAUACUUCAUAUUACCUAUACUGUUUUCAAGGUUUAGUUUCAAUAGAUAUCUUUCUCCGUAUUCAAAGCAUAGGUUUAAGUGUUAAUAAAUACACUAACACAUGUUCUGAUAUUUGGAUAAUAUGAUUACAGAAUUCUUCCACCUUGGAAAAUAAAUACAUGUAGUAAUAUAUUAUAAAUCUGGAAUAUUUCAGUAUAGAUUGUCUUUUAUCCAGUGUUAUAGAUAGUGUUUUAUACAAUUUAGUUCAUGACAGCUAAGUGCUUGCAUUGGGUUUAAAUAGAACUUGUUAGAAGAGAAAAGGUCUUGAUCAUUAUUAUUACUGUGUGUUGUUGUACAGUUAGUUAAGCCUGUAUCUUAUUGUGGCUAUUUGGUAUGUUGUUUUUUGUGAGGCCAAUCAAAAUAAAUGAUAAGUUAAUCAUCCUUAGUAUUAAAAAAUAACACAGAGAGAACGUUUAUAUAUUUUUCUUAGUUCUCUAAUUCCAUGUUGAGGAGGAAAAACACGCAGUGGACAUCAUUGACAUCCUCCUCCAGAGAUGAUUAACUGUCAGUUUAUUUUAGAUAGACCAAUGAUUUUUCUUUAAAAACUUCAAUAAAGAGAGAGAAAUUAGUUUUUUUCUUUAAAGUGAAUUGUUUAGUGGCAAAAGUUCUCAUUUAGGAACAACUGAUGCCAUAAAUUGUUCAAUCUUGAGUAAUUAUUACAGCCUUAGAAAUAUAUUUAAUUACCAAAAUUAUUCAGUUUGAUAAGUAUGAAUGUGAGUGAAUAAAUAUAUUUUAAAUAAAUGAAAAA
Limulus polyphemus (Atlantic horseshoe crab) is the source of this 2273-nucleotide messenger RNA. RefSeq names its product AN1-type zinc finger protein 6-like. The annotation marks the transcript as partial. The record is from RefSeq and is a predicted model, not a curated record. Lineage: Eukaryota; Metazoa; Arthropoda; Merostomata; Xiphosura; Limulidae. The transcript has 3 exons. Gene Ontology annotation, molecular function: zinc ion binding.